Messenger RNA from Salarias fasciatus (jewelled blenny), 1832 nucleotides. It is a transcript of the gene ralylb, whose product is annotated as RALY RNA binding protein like. Gene Ontology annotation, cellular component: nucleus. The transcript is spliced from 9 exons. NCBI's taxonomy places the organism in Eukaryota, Metazoa, Chordata, Actinopteri, Blenniiformes, Blenniidae. The record is from RefSeq and is a predicted model, not a curated record. The coding region runs from base 892 to 1770 and encodes 292 amino acids. Gene Ontology annotation, molecular function: RNA binding.
UCACAUGACAGAACUGGAGGCAGAGAUCUAGAGAAAAGGCACAGCAUUUCGGCUUGCACCGCCAUACUGUAUUUUGAGCCAUAUCACAUUUUUAUUGCAACAUUUUACUCCCGCUCGGUGAGUACAUUUCCAAUGGCUUUUUUGUAAGCAUUUUUUGUCUUUUUAAUUGCCCUCUUUUUUUUUAUUUUUCCUCCUUUUGCUGGUGUUUGAAUUUGAGCGUUGACAUGGUGGUUUUGAGCGUUUUUUUACAUCCAGGCUUCAAGUUUUUAGCAUGCAGUUAUUCUGAUCCAGAGUGCCACAGGGGAAACACAGGGUGCGUUUGCGGUCUUGGGGAAGGAAGCCUUUACUUGCUUGCAGUUUUGUUUCGAGGUGUCGAAACCAAGCAGAUUUUGCCGGUGUUGAGAUUUUUCACACAUUAUGGUGGUUUUGAAACAUUUUUAUUUUUUGUUUUCUGUCGACUUUUGCUGUUGCUAUGCUUUGGUUUGCAUUUUGCAGUGUUGUUUGGUGCCUUCGAGUUUUGUGAUUUUGAUGUGUCGGUGAAAACCUCACCGAUCAAACCCCUUGCUUUUACUUUGUUUCUCUUUUCUUUAUCAAAGGGAGUGAUUUUUAAAGCCCCAUGGCAUUUUAACCUGAUACUUUUCUUGCAGCAGAGCUCACAGGUUUGUUGUUUUUUUUUUCUUUUUUCUUUUUGGGUUCUCUCUUUUUGCGAUUUCAUUAUACUUUUGAUGGUGGCAGUGUCAAGUAUUUUUGGAUGUAAUUUUUUUUUUGACUAGAUGAUGCUGGGUGACGAGGGGAGUUUUGAUUCUUGGGAGAGUUCAAUGCGUUUUUGUUUUCUAUUCCAACGAGGAUGAACAGACAUUUUCCCUCCUGCAGGAGGGCAACAGGAGGAGAAUGACUGGUAAAACCCAGACCAGCAACGUGACCAACAAGAAUGACCCUCGUUCCCUCAACUCCAGAGUCUUUAUCGGCAACCUCAACACAGCCAUCGUCAAGAAGACUGACAUAGAGGUCAUCUUCGGCAAGUACGGCAAGAUAGUGGGCUGCUCCGUGCACAAGGGUUAUGCCUUUGUACAGUACAUCAAUGAGAGGAACGCCCGGGCCGCCGUGGCGGGAGAAAAUGCCCGUAUCAUCGCUGGGCAGUCUCUUGACAUAAACAUGGCAGGUGAGCCCAAGCCGUACAGGCCCAAAGCCGGCUCCAAGAGGCCGCUCACCGCCGUAUACAGUGGUUAUGAAUUUGAUUAUGAAUACUACAGGGACGACUUCUACAGCAGGCUUUUUGACUACCAUGGCAGAGUGGCCCCCCCUCCCAGAGCUGUGAUCCCCCUCAAACGCUCAAGGGUGCUGGCUCCCUCCUCCCGCCGUGGAAAGACCUCCUUCCCCAUCAAAACAUCCUCUUCCUCCUCCUCUUCAUCCUCCAGACCUCCCACAUCCUCAUCCUCCGGGGUCAAACCAGUGAAGACAGACCAGCUUCAGACUAUCAAGCGGGAGCUCACUCAGAUCAAGAUGAAGAUUGACUCUUUGCUGGGCCGCCUGGAGAAGAUUGAGAAGCAGCAGAGAGCCGAAUCAGAGGCUCAAAGAAAGUACGAGGACAACUGCGACUCCUUGCAUGAGGAGUCGGUGUCGGAGGCGGCGGACAACUCUGGGGAGGAGGCGGGCGAGGGGGCGCUGGACGUGGAGGCGGGAGAGAUGACCGAUGGCGGCGAGGACGAAUACGAUGAGGAGAGCAGCCACCAUCUGAUAGAAAACCACGUAUCGGAUAUUGACAACUGAGAUCAGGGUGGGGAAGCAGACUCUCCUGGCCAGUGGGAUUAGAAUUCAUCAUCACCUUCGAG